Molecule: messenger RNA, 1701 nt
Organism: Panthera uncia (snow leopard)
Lineage: Eukaryota; Metazoa; Chordata; Mammalia; Carnivora; Felidae
Gene: SLC22A8
Product: solute carrier family 22 member 8
Biological process (GO): transmembrane transport
Cellular component (GO): membrane
Molecular function (GO): transmembrane transporter activity
Source: RefSeq, a predicted model, not a curated record
AUGGCCCUUCAGUGCCUCCUGGAUCAAGUCGGAGGCCUGGGGAGAUUCCAGAUCCUUCAGAUAAUUUUCCUUUGUAUCUCCAGCCUCGUAGUGAAAACUCAUAUUUUAUUGGAGAACUUCACUGCAGCCAUCCCUGGUCACUGCUGCUGGGUCCACAUCCUUCACAAUGACACGGUCUCUGCUAACAGCACUGGGAUCUUCAGCCAAGAGGUACUCCUAAGAAUCUCCAUCCCACUGGACUCAAACACGAAGCCAGAGAAAUGCCAUCGCUUCAUCCAUCCCCAGGGGCAGUUCCUUCACCUGAAUGGUACCUUCUGCAACACGAGUGGGCCAGACAUAGAGCCCUGUGUGGAAGGCUGGGUGUAUGACCAAAGCUUAUUCCCUGCCACCAUUGUAAUUGAGUGGGAACUGAUAUGUGAAUCUCACAAACUCAAGGAGGUGGCCCAGUCUCUCUUCGUGGCAGGCACAGUUAUUGGGGGGAUCGUGCCGGGAAAUCUAUCUGACAACUACCGGUUUGGCCGCAAACUGACCCUGACCAGCAGCUACCUGCUGCUGGUGGCCAGUGGUUCCUGUGCAGCCUUCAGCCCCAACCUCCACGUCGACAUGAUCUUCAGCUUCCUGAGUGGCUGCAACACAGGCAUGGCCCUGAGCCCCGUUAUCUUGAGUGUCGAGCGUGUGUCCAUCCAGACGCGGGCCAUCAUAUCAACUUUACUUGGUUACUUCUAUACCAGCGGUCCGUUCUUUCUGACGGAUCUUGCCUAUGCCAUCCGCCAGUGGCUCUGGCUACAGUCAACCGUGUCCAUUCUCUUCGCCUUCUUCCUGUCGUCAUGGUGGAUACCAGAGUCUGUACGUUGGAUGGUCCUGUCUGGAAAGUUCUCAAAGGCUCUGAAAAUACUCUGGCAGGUUGCUGCCCUCAAUGGCAAGAAGGAAGAGGAAGAAAAACUCACCGUGGAGGAGCUCAAACGCAGCCUGCAGAAGGAGAUCUCCUUGGCCAAGGCCAAGUACAGUGUAGCUGACCUCUUCCGGACACCCGACCUGUGCCGUGUGACCUUCUGUCUUUCCCUGGCUUGGUUUUCUACUGGUUUUGCCUACUACAGUUUGGCUAUGAGUGUGGCAGAAUUUGGAGUCAACCUCUACUUCCUCCAGCUCAUCUUUGGUGGGGUUGACUUCCCGGCCAAGUUCAUCCACUUCCUCUCCAUAAACCAUCUGGGCCAACACAGCACCCUGGCCAGUGGUCUACUCCUGGCAGGAGGGUGCAUCCUGGCUCUCAUCUUUUUGCCCUCGGACUCGCCGACCCUGAGGACAGCCCUGGCUGUGUUUGGGAAGGGAUGCUUGUCCAGCUCCUUCAGCUGCCUCUUCCUCUAUUCGAGCGAGCCGUACCCCACGGUCAUUCGGCAAACAGGCAUGAGCAUUGGCAACUUGGGGACCCACAUGGGAAGCAUGAUGGCCCCGCUGGUGAAGAUCACAGGGGAGUGGCAGCCCUUCAUCCCCAAAGUCAUAUUUGGGACCAUCACCUUCCUGGGAGGCAGGGCUGCCCUCUUCCUGCCUGAGACCUUCAAUCAGCCCUUGCCAGAGACUAUUGAAGACGUGGAAACCUGGUCAGUCCUGGUGGCAAAGGAACCAAAGCGGGAACCAGAAAUGGAAAAAACAUCCCAGAGGAUCCCUCUGGACCAGGCCUGGACCCCAGCUGAGGGCAACUGA